AUGAGUGGUGUUUGGCUUCCUAUGGAGCUAUGCUUCAAAAUAAUCAAAAAUGUGUAUGAUCCAAGCACCCUCUUCACCUUUCGACUGGCCAAUCGUGCGUGGAACUCGGCGGCCUCCAAGCAGUUCGAACACAUUGCCUACCUCUCUCUGGAUCCGAAGACGCAGGAAAAUCUCAGGAUGAGACUGAUCACAAAAGAGACCAAAGAUUCCACAAAGGGAAUCGUCAUCUGUGUCCCUGAAAGUGACUAUUUUGUCUUGAGAACUUCCGCUGGCAGCACCAAAAAGACCUCCAAAACCAACAAUAACCUGUCGGUAUUGAGAGAUCUGGUUGAGAACAAGGUCCCUGAGCUCAAUAACCUCGUCCACAUGGCGGUGCACUUCCGCCCACCUCCGAAAGCAUUGGGCCUUUACGAGGCCGAUACCUGGUUCAAGGGUCUGACAAUCUACCACAUGAUGGUAGACCUGUUAAGGCUCUGUGAGUCCCAGUGGCGAGACUUCGUCCCCCCGAACUUCUGGAUCCUGCCAGCCAUGUUUACCCUCCGCCACCUUUCACUUACCUGCUGGGGAUUCUACAUGGUGGAGUGGACCAGAUUCGGAAACUAUGUGGGCAGAGACCGAAUUUUGCUCCCAAACUUGGAAAGCCUCGAACUGGGCGGUUGCACCUUCAUCAGCGACCUCGAGCUGAACUGGAUCCUGGCUCACAAGAAUACCCUUCGCUCCCGCAAAUUCGACGACUGUGCCAUAAUCUACUGCUUGCAGAUGGGUCUUGACAACGAUUUCGCCAACCUAUCCCGUGCUACUCGGGUUGAGACCAAGGGUAAUAUGAGACUGCAGUUAUUUCACUCUCAAUGGCAGGAGUGGUUCCACAAGUUCCGCGCUGGCUUGCCGCACUUGAAUGACUUCCAGUUUGGAAGUAGUCGGAUCCAUGCACCCGGAGAACAAGGUCCACCCGCUGAGUUCUUCCAGUCGGAGAGAGUGAAGGGUCCUCGCUUCGAGCAAAAGCCUAAGUUCCUGAUGGGCCUUUUCCCGGACGGAUAUCUGGAAAUGAAGCAGAAUCUGAUCAUAGCUCCGUGGAUCGUGGACCCGGUUGCGAGGACAUACAAGAAACGACCCACAUGCGACAAGGCUGAUGUGGUUGCUCUUCGCUUGCUGCUUAAGCAUACUAAGCAGCUCGGCGUGGAGGAGAAUGCUACCUCUGAUCAUGCCGGGUAUGUUCAGAAUUUGCUGGGUCAUAUCAAGCCACUGGAGCAGGCUUAG
Penicillium subrubescens is the source of this 1257-nucleotide messenger RNA. RefSeq names its product F-box domain protein. Lineage: Eukaryota; Fungi; Ascomycota; Eurotiomycetes; Eurotiales; Aspergillaceae. The transcript has 3 exons. The coding region runs from base 1 to 1257 and encodes 418 amino acids. The record is from RefSeq and is a predicted model, not a curated record.